Messenger RNA from Striga hermonthica, 1500 nucleotides. The record is from the annotation of a GenBank genome assembly. Lineage: Eukaryota; Viridiplantae; Streptophyta; Magnoliopsida; Lamiales; Orobanchaceae.
AUGGCUACACAAGAAAAACAGCCCCAUUUUGUUCUUAUCCCUUUCUUGGCCCAGGGCCACAUGAUCCCCAUGGUCGACAUCUCCAGGCUCCUCGCCAGACGAGGCGUAGCCGUCACGAUCCUCACCUCUCCCAACAACCACAAACGAAUGAAACCAACCGUCGACCGUGCAGUCGCCUCCGGGUCGAGCAUCCGAGUUUGCCACUUCAAAUUCCCGAGCACCGAAGCCGGGCUUCCGGAAGGUUUCGACAAUAUGGAAAAGGUGGGCUCGAUGGACGAGUCCUUCAAAUUCUUAAUGGCUGCGGGCAUGUUAGAGGACCAGGUCCAACAAAUACUCCGGAACCUCGAACCUCGCCCGACCUGUUUGAUCGCCGACAUGUGUUUCGCGUGGGCCACGGACGUCGCCACCCGGUUGGGAAUCCCGAGGCUCGUUUUCCACGGGAUGUGCUGUUUCGCACUCGUGUGCAUCCACGUGCUGUUUCUCUCCAGGGAUUUCGAAAAUGUUGCCUCUUCGGACACAGAGUAUUUCGUGGUGCCCGACCUGCCCGACCGGAUAGAGGUCACCAAGGCUCAGAUGAGGGGCACGCAAAAGGAAAUCUCGCCCGAGUGGAUCAAAGUGCGCCAGCAGCUCCUGGGCGCUGAGUCCGAAGCUUUCGGGACGGUGUUCAACACUUUCGAGGAGCUCGAGCCAGAGUACGUGAGGAAGUACUCGGAAGUGAAGGGGAAAAAGGUGUGGUGCAUCGGGCCCGUCUCGUCGUGCAACGAGACCGAUUUGGAUAAGGCCCAAAGAGGCAGCUCGAUCGACGAGCACCACGAGUGCUUGAGAUGGCUCGGUUCUCGAGAGUCGGGCUCGGUUUUAUUCGUCUGCCUCGGGAGCCUUUCUCGUCUCGCAGCUUCGCAGCUCGUCGAGCUCGGGUUGGGAUUGGAGGCUUCGAACCGACCCUUCGUGUGGGUCGUCAGGAGCGCGCCGGGCGAGUUCGAGACGUGGCUGAGGGAAGAGAGAUUCGAAGAGAGGGUUCGGGAGAAGGGGAUUCUUAUCCGCGGGUGGGCCCCGCAGGUUCUGAUACUCUCCCACCCGUCGGUCGGGGGAUUCCUGACGCACUGCGGGUGGAACUCGACGCUGGAAGGGUUGACCGCGGGCCUCCCGAUGCUGACGUGGCCGGUUUUUGGGGAGCAAUUUUCGAACGAGAAGUUCAUCGUGAGCGUGGCAAAGAUCGGGGUGAAAGUGGGAUUGGAGGUGCCGGUGACGUUUGGGGAGGAGGAAACAAUUGGAGUUCAGGUGAAGUGGGAUGUGAUUAAGGGGGCUAUCGAGGAGUUGAUGGAUGGAGGAGAGGAAGGGGAAGAGAGGAGAAAGAGAGCUCGGGAGCUCGGGAAAAUGGCGAAACGGGCGACCGAGGAAGGGGGCUCGUCUUACCUUAACAUGACUCGUCUUAUAAGUGAUGUUGUGAAGGAGGUAGAUGGUUAUGGUGGUGAUGAGCUUGGGAAAGGUGAGAAAAGUUAG